GAAUUUAUGGUUGUGGUCUUCCAAGUCUGCCAAGUCGGUGAGUCUGUCAACAUUUUGCUAAAGAAAACUGCAGGCGGCAUAUGCACUUCAGAUAUGAAAUGCCUUUUUCCUCCGAUUCUUGAGUGUAAUUAAUUAAUUUCGCGCUCGUUUUGGUGCGCUGCUGCAUUAUGAACGCAGAGCCAUCGUUUUGGGGCCGAGCCGGUUCCAUUGUUGUUGUUGUCGUUGUUGUUAUUGUUAUAAAACAUACAAAAUUAUGUGCACAUUUGCAUAACAUUCGCUGGGGCAACGGCUGAAGCUCAGUAAUCGUUCUACUUUGGUCGCGUAAACGCGUCUCCGCCGCACAGCAUCCAACUAACUGGCCAUCCAUAAAUCGGAAAAACUCAAAACAUAGAGAAAGGACUUCGACUUUAAUAAAUCGAGAUACGGUUAAACGGGAAAAACUUGCACAAAAUGUCACACGGUGAACGCAAAGGACGCCUCAAUGUGGUCAAAUUUCUAGAAUUGGCAUUCUCCGUUGCCUGUUUGGUGCUGCAUUUCUACAGUUUCAACGACCGCGACAUAAUGACCUCAUUCCUGGCCACGGGCACAUUCACCGGAUACAUUAUUGUGGUAAUUGGCGUCUUUGCAGGCGUAUUGAUGCGAGCACCGAUCCACAAGCGCAUCGAUAUAUUCUUUAGCGUGCUGGGCUGCGCUUUGUUUGUGGCCAGCGGCGUCUUUAUUAUCGAGGCUUGGGAGUUCUCCUUUCGGACGCGCACACGUGACUUGGCGCUGAUCAAGGCAUCGCUGUCGAUAGUGAACGGCGUGUUGUUUGGCUUCGACGCCAUUUUCACAUUUCGGGACAAGUGAGACAACAACAAUAAGAAAAG
Messenger RNA from Drosophila sulfurigaster albostrigata, 866 nucleotides. RefSeq lists its product as uncharacterized. The transcript has 3 exons. Lineage: Eukaryota; Metazoa; Arthropoda; Insecta; Diptera; Drosophilidae. The coding region runs from base 451 to 846 and encodes 131 amino acids. Gene Ontology annotation, biological process: septate junction assembly. The record is from RefSeq and is a predicted model, not a curated record.